AUGUCAUUAGCAAGCCGUCGACAGGUUGCUAGGCCUGCCUCAAGCAUUCUGCCCAGCCGUGUUAUACACCUUGGGCAUUUUCAGCAGUCUCCUCGAAUAAAGUCUGCCUGCGACUUCUCGACCCUACGCAAUAAUCUCCGAACCCCUCCGCCCGUUCAGCGCUACCAUGUCUCCCAUGCGGCCUCAAUCUUCCAGAGCAGGCCAUCACUGUCCCGCCAUAUCAGACUACUCAGCGACCAUUCCAAAGGGCCAAGUUCUGUGCGCAAGACUGCAGGCGAGAGCUCGGCAAAUGCCAAGGCUCAAGAGAAUGGAGGACGAAAACCCGAGCAGGCCGCGGGUGCCAAAGACACGGGAACCACACAUCAACCAGCAACCGACGGUUCCCAGCCUGACGCCGAGUCAUUGGCAUCCUCAGUGUCCAAAUAUCUCCAUCUUCCUCGGAUGCCGCAUCGGCCCACCAAGGAGGAGCUGCUUGCAGCAGCAACAAACUUUCGCCAGAGAAUGAAGGUUCGACUAAAGUGGAUGUCAAUUCGAUCUAUGCGCCCCUGGAACAUUGACGAAUGGGGAGCAUUCGUCUCCUGGGUUAUGUUGGGCCAUAUUGUCUGGAUUCUGCUCGGAACGACGACCUUUUUUUCGAUUAUUAUUUUGUCUAUCAAUACUGUGUUUGCGCAAGAAACCUUGGCCAAGAAAGUGGGAGACUAUCUCACCAAGUCUGCUGGGAUUACUGUGAUAUUCGAGUCUGCGAUCGUCCCCAAGUGGAAGGGGGGCGUGAUUUCUUUUCGCAACGUGUUUGUCUCCCGUCGCCCUGGUCAAAUCACCUCUUCAGUGAGCAAAGGAUCCAGUGAUGCAGCCGCCGUAGCCGCCGCCGACCGCCAAGCACAACAUGAUAAUGUCAAUGUUGAGCAGGACGAUGGCAACUACACGCAGUUUGAUGUGACAAUCGCUACUGUGAAUGUGACGCUGUCGUUUCUGAACUGGUGGAAUGGACGAGGGCUUCUCAAGGACGUUGAAGUUAAGGGUGUGAGAGGUGUCAUUGACCGCACGUCGGUGACCUGGCCAGUUGAGCAGAUCGACCCCUUGUCAUAUCGACACGAGCACCAGCCUGGUGACUUUGAGAUCGAAACCUUUAAAAUGGAGGAUCUAUUAUUGACGGUCCACCACCCUGGCGGUUUCCGACCCUUCACUGUGAGUAUCUACUCGUGUGAGCUGCCUCAGCUCCGGAAACAGUGGUUGUUCUACGAUUUCCUCUCAGCAAACCACAUGUCCGGUUCUUACGAUGGUUCUCUCUUCACGAUCCAUCCAAAGCAAGUGCCUGGUGUUGUCUCAAACCGAGACCACCAGUCAUCGUGGGGCUUCGGUGAGGCGAAUGCGUGGAAGAAGUUCAGCCGACUACGCAUCGAUGCCCUAAAAAUCGACCACCUGAACCGUGGUGUCGAGGGUACAUUUGGCUGGAUCUAUGAAGGCAACGUGGACAUCAUCGCCGACAUUGCUUUCCCAGCCGAUACUGACCAAGGUAUCACCAAGGUCAUGUCCGACUUUUAUGACCAGCUGGAAGAGAUUGUCAUUUCGAACCGUCAUCGUUUCAUACGCAACAAUGACGACACUGACACUGAUCUCCUUAGAUCGGGACAUCUUUCAGAGGCUUUUGAGGCUGCCCCAGCCACCGAAACCCCCCAAGAAUCGCCCAAGUUAGAAGAUGACCGUCGAUAUUUGUUGAUGGAUCUGCGAAUCAAUCUCAACGACGUCAAAGCCUCCGUGCCUCUGUUUACCAACCAUCUCACCUACGUAAACCAAGCACUCGUCCGACCCAUCGUGGCCUAUAUCAAUGCCAAGAAAACCUACAUCCCCAUCACCUGUCGCAUAGUUAAACGUGCUACCGAUUUCGAAGGCAGCUGGUCAGCAUACGACUGCGGCCUUCAAAACGACAUGUCCGCUGAGACAUACGAAGCCUUCGCAAAGGAUAUUGAAAACCAGCAGAGCCGCGUACGACGGUUCAAAAAAGUUGGUUUCUGGACCCUCUCCCUCGCGAUCCACGCUCUCUUCAUGGGCAUGGCUGGAAAUGUGGUGUGA
Molecule: messenger RNA, 2070 nt
Organism: Clonostachys rhizophaga
Lineage: Eukaryota; Fungi; Ascomycota; Sordariomycetes; Hypocreales; Bionectriaceae
Source: the annotation of a GenBank genome assembly